Messenger RNA from Morchella sextelata, 561 nucleotides. RefSeq lists its product as uncharacterized. The coding region runs from base 1 to 561 and encodes 186 amino acids. The transcript has 2 exons. The record is from RefSeq and is a predicted model, not a curated record. NCBI's taxonomy places the organism in Eukaryota, Fungi, Ascomycota, Pezizomycetes, Pezizales, Morchellaceae.
AUGUCCGAAAUCUACAACCCCCACACCCGCACCUGGGAAUACAUCCCCUCCGAGCCCCCCACGGUCUCUACAGCGGCUCCCGAAACCCUCGAACCAGCACCUACUCGCCCCCGAGCCCCGCCGAGAGUGACACCGACCCCUACGCUGACGGCCUCGAGAUGCGGUCGACCCGCCCAGCCACCACCUCCUCGACCUUCGGCCUCAGCACACGGAAACCACGGCGCUCCCCUCCGCGAGCCCCCUUUGGCGGUUCCGAGACUGCUACCCAUAAUUCACACUCAUCAGACCAGAGCUGCUGGCUUGGAAAUGCAGCACUCGUUGUCCCCGCGGCCGAAUGCCGCAAAGAGGAAUAGUAGUGGGAGCUCGGCGGGACGGCCGGUCAUGAAGAAUACGAGGACUUCAUUUACAGCUAAUGGGGACCGGGUCGAGGAGUAUUCCGGGGAAGGGAGUUUGAGGAUCGGGACACAUUGGAUUGAUGACCAGGAUGAGGUUGCGGUGGAAGGGUUGGGGACAAGGGCGGUUGGUAGGAGAGGGAGUGGGUAUGGGAGGGGUUCAUGGUAG